This is a messenger RNA of Plodia interpunctella (Indianmeal moth), 4729 nucleotides long. Its product is annotated as kinesin-like protein KIF20B. Gene Ontology annotation, biological process: microtubule-based movement. The transcript is spliced from 14 exons. The record is from RefSeq and is a predicted model, not a curated record. Gene Ontology annotation, molecular function: microtubule binding; microtubule motor activity; ATP binding. Bases 105 to 4265 code for a protein of 1386 amino acids. Gene Ontology annotation, cellular component: kinesin complex; nucleus; microtubule. Lineage: Eukaryota; Metazoa; Arthropoda; Insecta; Lepidoptera; Pyralidae.
AUAAAACCAAACGUCAAAAGUUUAAAAGUUGAACCGUCGCUGGACGUUUGUUUUGUUCUCGUAUUUUAUUUUUUGGUAAAUGGUGCUAAAUAGUUACGGAUAAAAUGCUUGAACAGCGUUUUUCAGACAAUGAUAGGUCGAAGCGAGAUAUCCCUUCGUUUAUAGAGCCUAGACCGCCACUAGUGUCGAAUCCAUUUAUGAGGCCUCGUCCUCAGAAAGGUACGAAUUUGUUGGAGCUUUUCGAGGAGGAUUCAGAAUGUGAGGAGCCAGAAUUAGUGCAAGUAUAUUUGAGACUGAAGCCCUAUCAUGGACAGAGCAAUUUGUAUGAAGUACGGUCUGAAAAAUGUCUGAUAACUUCUGUGGACACAGCUACCGCUGGCCAUGGGCGUCGCACACAACACAAUGUGUCUAAAGUGUACACUUUCUCUCACAUAUUUGACUCGGAAACUACUCAAAAGGAAAUAUUCGAGCAUGUAGUCAAAGACAACCUGAAGAAGUUGCCAGAAGGCCACAACUUCACACUGUUAACUUACGGAGCGUCUGGUUCUGGUAAAACAUACACACUGAUGGGAACGGUAGCAUCUCCCGGGCUGGUGCCUAGGUCAUUGGAGUAUGUGUUCCGUGUGGUAGAUGCUGCCCAGAUCCCGGUGUACAAGCCAUCAGAUGGCGGUGCUGACAAGCUUAACUACGCUGAACAGGAUUACGAGUUACAGUGGGUGAAAAGGCUGCGUCAGAUAUCAGCGCCCCUACGCGACAAGUACCGCCGCAUGAGCGCAGGGCUCUGCAGCGACUUCGCAGUCAGCACCUUGGACCUCACCAACAGGAUACAAUACUAUGUCUGGGUGUCUUUUGUGGAAAUCUACAAUGAGGGUAUAUACGACUUGCUGGCAAGUUCGGAUCGAAGGAUAUCAUCGAAACUCAAAAUCAGAGAAGACACAAAUGGCAAUGUCUAUGUUAAAGGUGCGACGCAAGCCUUCGUGCGCACGGGCGAGGAAGCAUACGACGUGCUGGUGGCGGGCAAACACAACCUGCAGGUGGCCGCCACCGGCGUGCACGCGCACUCAUCACGAUCGCACUGCAUAUUCACCAUCACCAUGCUCACUGAGACUGACAAUGGAGUGCGCACCUCGUGCGUGCGCCUGUGCGACCUCGCGGGCUGCGAGCGCGCGCGGCGCACGCGCAACGCGGGCGCGCGGCUGCAGGAGUCGCGGCACAUCAACUCCUCGCUGCAUGUGCUGGAGCGCUGUCUGCACGCGCUGCGCAGGAAGCAGAAGCACAGGGGAGACGCCGUGGUGCCCUAUAGAGAAUCCAAGCUGACCCGUUUAUUAGGCGCCGGUCUGUCGGGCGCGCGCGCGGAGGCCGUGGGUAUGGUGGUGACGCUGAACCCCGCGCCCGAGUACCAGCACGAGACCCGCCACGUGCUGCAGCUGGCGGCCGUGGCCCGCGACAUCCAGGUUAACAACACGAUCGCAGAGUCGAUUCUGGAGAGCGCAGAAACCACUCAAGACACGACAUACGCCAGCAGCGCUGAGGUCAUGAAACUCAGGGCUGAUAAUGAAAGGUUACACUUCGAGUUGAUACAAGCCCAGUCCCGCAACAAAGAGCUGCUGGCUGCGAUGGAGGAGCGGCAGCAAGCGGCCGCCGACACCAUGCGGGAGCUCGUGGAAGAAGCCAAGGACAUCACGAGACAGUAUUACGAGGCUCAGAUACAAGCGCUCAAGUCCGAGAUGGAUGACAUGGUAGAGGAAUAUGAAUGUAGACUGAAGAAAGACGCCGCGCCGCCUGCCAAUACAGGGACACCGUCUCGUGCUCUUCAAAAUAAGGUGGCACAACUGAUGACCGAGAUAGCUAUUCUUGAGGAACAACUAAUCGCUGAGAAAUUAGCGCGCGCGCGGGCUGAAGAAGAGGUGCAACACCUCAGGGCCUGCAUCGACGAGAGAGACGAAAAAGAAGACGAAACUUUAGAAAAGCAAGAAGAUGCCAUGAAUGUGUCCGACAGUGAACAGGAUGGCGAUGAGGAGAUCAAUGACCCCUGCAACGAAAGUCUCGAACCGACUUUUAAAAAAGACGAUAUUAAUCGAUCUAAACUUAUCUUACAAAGUAUAAAUUCUAAUAACACUUCACAUAACACUACAAUUAAUAGUGAAAAAGUAGACAAUGAUGACGAUGAUGAUGAUGAUAUUCAAGACAAAUCUAAUAACACCAUCAGAAACGAUAGUUCAGAUGAUACUGAACUGUCUAUCAAUGGAGAAUCUAUUAAAAUUGGCAACGAAACACUCGGUAACGAUUCACACAUUGGCAAGAAUGUAUCAUGUGAAUCAAAUGAUAUCUUAAAUAAAUCUAAUAAUAAUGAAGUUAGGGGAACUUAUUUUGUACGCAAAAGUGAAGAUAAUAGCAUGGAUAUAAGUACGAAAGAUUUGAAUACAAUAGACAAUGUCAGGGGUACUUAUUUUAUAAGUAAUACAACUCCACAAGAUGAUUCAUUGAAAUCUAAUGAAAUAGAACUAACUAAUGAGAAUACAACAAGUGAAGUACAUAAACACGAUAGAAGUAUUACAAAAGAUGCACAUAUUAAAAGUAAUGUCGUUGAUUCAACAAAAGAUGGAAUCGAUAUAAAUGGCAAAGAUAGUGCCCUGACUACGAGUGCAAAGAAAGUUCAUAAAGAUUCUGUUGUGACUAAAAUAAUGCGGUCUGUGAAGUCUACUCAUAGUGGAGAUAGUUCUCUAACACAGUUUGAAAAUCUAGAAAUGGCUGCUAACUAUUGUGAAGAAACUAGGUGUGAAGAAAAUACAUCAUUUGCAAACAUUAAAAUGUUGGCACAAAAGAAAACUUAUUUUAGUGACAGUCCAAUUACAAAUAAUGAUCCUGUCUUAGAAGAUCAGCAAAUAAUGAAGACGGUUGUUGAUAAAAAUAUUAAAGAUAAUAAAAAAACGGAUAUAGAAAAGAAUGUUAAUAAUAUAGCUCAUGGAUUUAAAAAGAAAGUUAGUCUUGUCGAUACGCCAGCAGUAAGUUUAGGAGACAACUCUUUUAUUGGCGAAGAUUUAAUAAAAACAAACAUUAUCAAAGAGAAACGUACAUAUUUUGACAAUAUUGAUGUCAAUAUCAACACUAAUAAACAUUUGGAAGCUGUUAAAGAUGUGAAAUUGGAACAAGACGAUAUUAGAUCCCCGUCUAUAGUCAAAGAUGAUAUUGAAGAAACAGAAGGUUUUGAACCUAAUACAAUAAAGAAACUGCUAGGCGAAAGUUUAACUAGGCAACCAGAUGUAAUAUCUUCUGUCCACAAAAAUAAAAUUCUUACAAAGAAACAUGAUUCUGUUGACAUAUUUGAUGGGUAUGAUUCUCCUCACGUCGUAAAAACAAAAGAACUUAGUGUUAUUGAUAAGGCACGUAAAUCUAUUGAAAGAAUGGUAACCGAGCAGAAAUCAGCUUCCAAACAUCAAGAUUGCAUUAAGAAAGAAAUAUUUGAAAGAAAAUCAAUCCCUGAAGAACCAAUAAAUUAUGAUAAAAUCGUUGCAUCAAGUGUUAAAGUGGAAAAUUUAAAUGACGUAACUGCUCUACAAUAUGUUACAUUCGGAAACAACACAACAGAGGAUUUCGAAAAUCUCUGCAAAGAUAUAACUGCACCUAGAGAGACUGAAUUCGAAAUCAUUGCUAAAGAGAUAGACGAUAGAAAUACUGAAAACGAGAAGAUUACAGAAAAAUCUGUUAGUUUCAAAAGGGAACUGAAAGAUGCAAAAGAACACAAAAAAGUAUUGGACACAUCGGAUAACUCUAAUUCCAGAUCGGAAUUCGAGGAAGUAAAGUACAAUUUGCGCAAGAAAUCCUCGUUUAAAAUCGAUAAAAAGCUAAAAGACGAAACGGAAGAAGUAGUUAAUGAAGGCGAAGCGAAAUGCGAAAAUAAAAUUAAGUCUAAGAGGAGUUUAAGAUUGCGGAAACGUAGGAAUCAAGACGAGGAUAUGGAUGGAGAUAAGUUGAAGGAUAUUGUGAAUUUGCAAAAGGAGUUUAGUGACGUCACGCUAGACGUACCGGCUGCAAGUAAGGUGGUGAAGGAUAUACCGUCCCCUGAGAAAGUUGCUGGAGAAGAAAAUGAACCGCCUCUAGGCAUACAAAGCUGUCCUUCUAAAAGCGCGGCCCGCAGCCGCCGCAAGCUGUUCACGCCGCGCGCGGAGCCGCUGGACGAGAGCGCUGGCGCCGCCGACAGCUGCGAGCGGCUGUGUGUCCCCCGCCCCUCCUACCACCGCGCGCGCGCACGACGCAAGCUGUAAACUAUAGCUGAACUCUGGAUUUUUUUCUUAUGCCGGCUCCAUAAUAUCCGCGAACGGUUAAAGCUUUGGCCGAUUCGGCAUUCAUUGCUGAUUUUUAAUUGCGGUAAAUAAAAACACUGUAUGAGUGUUUGGCGGUAUUGUGGAGCCUACAUUACACUGUACGUCCUAUAAAUUUAAAAUUCGCGUACUUAUAUCAAUAAAAUGUAUGUUGACAGCACAUCAACAUAUCCAAAAUCAUUGCAGUCGCCUCUAUCACCACUGCAGUCGUGCAAGGUAGCUUGACGUGCGGUCGACUACGUGUUUGACAAAAUUGAGAUAAUUACAGUGGUCUAUUUAUAUUAUUAUGUAGUGUAGUGUUAUGACGUGGUUAUAAUGCAACCCUGUGCAAAUACAGAAAGAAAUUAUAUAUUAAUUAUGAUGAUGAUUUUAUUUGAUUAUUGUCAAUAAAAUAUUAAUUUUGCAAA